Molecule: messenger RNA, 3344 nt
Organism: Glossina fuscipes
Lineage: Eukaryota; Metazoa; Arthropoda; Insecta; Diptera; Glossinidae
Gene: Cka
Product: striatin
Exons: 6
Coding region: 366-2684 (772 amino acids)
Molecular function (GO): protein binding
Source: RefSeq, a predicted model, not a curated record
CUACAAAUUCUCUUUUGUGCUUAAGUUCUUCCAUCAUCAAUUCGUGUAGAAGAUUUUUCGCGUAAAGACAUUUUUACUUGACGCAAGUUUAAAUAAAUCUACCAUCAAAAAAGAUAACAAAUUAAGAACGAAUAAUGUAUUUUGAAUUCUACAAAAUCUGUUUGUAAAAUUUUAUUUGUAUGCGUGAAUUUUAAAGUGAAAGCUUAAAAUUUUUUUUGCAGAAUUUUUGGUUUUUAUUUGACGUCCGUCAAUGCAUCAUAUAAUAGAAAAAAAGCUAUCCAUACGUUUGGUUAAGAACUGCCAUAAAUCGGGAAUAAAGCAAGCCAUCUAAAAAAAAAAAAUUAUUUAGUAAAAAGAAAACAUCAAUGGGUACUAAUUCAGGAGCUACGACUGGUAUUAAUAAUAAACCUGUGGGCGCGGGUGGUGGUACGGGUGUAGUCGGUGCAAGUCUUGGUGGCGGCAGUACAAAUCUUGGUGUUAAUAUAGGAAACAAUAGUAACAAUAGCAACUUAGGUGGCGGCAGUAGCCCAAACAUGAAUUUAAAUAGCGGAAGUAAUAACCCUGCCUCCGCCGUUGUCGGUUUAGGCGGAGUGGGCAACAAUAUCACGAAUUCGAACAGUGAUGACGGCAAUGGCGGUUCCGCCGUUACCAAUAAUCAACAGGCUACACCACAAUACACCAUACCCGGCAUACUGCAUUUCAUACAACACGAGUGGUCACGCUUUGAAUUGGAACGUUCGCAGUGGGAUGUUGACCGUGCCGAAUUGCAAGCUCGUAUAGCUAUGCUGUUGGGUGAACGCAAGUGUUUAGAAAGCCUUAAGUCGGAUUUAACGCGGCGCAUUAAAAUGUUAGAGUAUGCUUUGAGGCAAGAACGUGCCAAAUUUUAUCGCUUAAAAUAUGGUACCGAUCCACCACAACUGAAUGAAAUGAAACCAUCAAAUGAAGACACAUCUCUGGGCGCUGAAGUGGCGCCCGAUUCAGAGGUACCGUACAGUUCCGUCUCAAAUACAACAUGGCGACAGGGACGGCAAAUGUUGCGGCAAUAUUUGGCGGAAAUUGGUUACACGGACAACAUUAUAGAUGUACGUUCGAAUCGUGUACGUUCCAUAUUGGGUCUUAAUAAUAAUGCCGAACAGGAGGAGAAUGUUAGUCCUAAUGUCAAUGGCAACGAGAAUAACAAACGAGCUUCAGAAUCGGAAGGACGUCGAACACCUGCUAAAAAGAUCCAACAGCCCAGUGAUACUUUAAUAUUAGAUACUGAAGCGGCUGUAAUGGCAAAUUUCGAAUUUCUAGGUCCAACGGAAAUGUCAGAUGACGAUGAAAUCUCCGAUGAUUUAGAAUUGGUUGGCGGCGAUAAUGAUAAGCCCCAUAUGGAAAGCAGCACCUUAAAUGCCAAACUCCUACGCAGUGAAGAUCUAGAAGCCGCAGUGGGGGAGCAGCUACUGAAUGAUAUUAAUCUUAUUACUGAAGGAUAUUCAACUUCAAAUACUGAUCAAUCGGAAAAAAUAACAGUUGGGUCAGCCGUGGCACGUCGUAGUCUGAUUACGGCUGUGACUGCUGCAGGUGAUGAAGAUGUAGACGCCUCGCUAGGUUUAGGAGAAUUAGCGCAGUUGACCGUAAAUAACGAUUCAGAAGGGACAUAUGAUUCGAAUGCAAAGGAUGGUACGGGCUCGGGUACAGGUGGCACUGGUUAUCGCAAAACAUGGAAUGCUAAAUAUACGUUACGUUCCCAUUUUGAUGGUGUCCGAGCUUUAAUUUUUCAUCCUGAAGAACCGGUGCUUAUAACCGCUUCAGAGGAUCACACAUUGAAGCUGUGGAAUUUACAAAAAACAGUGCAAGCCAAAAAGUCUGCUAGUCUUGAUGUCGAACCAUUGUACACUUUUCGGGCUCACACAGGACCAGUACUUUGUUUAGGCAUGUCAACUACUGGUGACACCUGCUACUCGGGAGGUUUGGAUGGCAACAUUGAAUGUUGGCAGUUGCCAUCACCGAAUAUAGAUCCGUAUGACUGUUACGAUCCUAGCGUACAUUCGGGCACCCUUGAAGGACAUACAGACGCUGUUUGGGGCCUGACAACUAUGCACAGUAAUAUAGUGUCGUGUUCGGCCGACGGCACCGUAAAACUCUGGUCGCCAUACACUAAAGAACCACUGUUACGCACUUACACCGCUUCGGAAGUCGAAGGUGUCCCCUCUUCCGUAGAUUUUGUACGUAAUGAGGUCGAUCACAUCGUAGUGGCUUAUAAUAGUGCUCAUUGCAUAAUCUACGAUACGGAAACCGGCAAACAAAUUAUUAAAUUAGAAGCUGCACAAGAAAUGUCCGGAAAUACGGGGAAAUUUAUUAAUAAAGUCGUCUCACAUCCAACGCUGCCUAUAACAAUUACAGCACACGAGGAUCGGCACAUACGUUUUUGGGACAACACUUCGGGGACAUUGGUGCAUUCUAUGGUGGCUCAUUUAGAACCGGUGACGUCACUGGCUGUCGACGCUCAUGGUUUAUAUUUGUUAUCGGGCUCGCACGAUUGCUCGAUACGUCUAUGGAAUUUGGACAAUAAAACCUGUGUGCAAGAGAUAACGGCACACCGCAAAAAAUUCGAUGAAAGCAUAUUCGAUGUAGCUUUCCAUCCUACAAAGCCCUACAUAGCUAGUGCGGGAGCAGACGGCCUGGCCAAGGUGUUUGUCUAGACGGCAAUGGUAACAAUGAUAACAGCAGAUACGAUCAACAACGAUGAAGAGGGGACGACAAUUUAUUGAACAUAAAAUAAAUGUCAAAUUAACCUAUGUUGUGUAGAAGAGUGGAUGUUAUGUGUGAAACAAGAAAUGCAUGUGAAUGAAACGUAGUGUUAAUCAACCAACUGUGUGUUUUAUAUAAAUGCGCAUUAUUUAGUAGAAGCGAUGGCAGGCGCAUACAGGCAGCCGUAACAUACAUAUAAAAAAAAAAAAUAAAUUUACUUACAUAAUGACAAUGAAAUGGAGUUUUCUCUUAAACUCACAUACGAAAAAAGGUGAUGAAAACAACUUGAUAGAAAUUCACUCGACGUAAGCUCUCAUACAUACAGAUCAUUGAAAUGCUUAAGUUAUGUUUGCAAAUAUCUUUUUUUUUUUUGGCAAAUCUGGCAAAUCGUAUAAUGAUCGUUUAUUACCCUCAAGGCGAAGAUGAGAGACGACCACAAUGUUAAAAGUUAAGUUAAAUCGUGAAUAAGGAAAAUAUUAUUAUAUAAACUACAAAAGAAAAACAAACACUCACACAUGUCAACACACGCAUGCUCUCUUUCAUAGAAAUAAAAAUGACAUGAUUUAAAAAUUAUAAUAUAGGAAAAUAUAAAUAUUUAAUAUAUAUAUAUG